AAACACUUCCCCCAACACACACACACACACACACACGCACACACACGCACGCACACACGCCACUCACCUAGAAAAACACGGCUUUCUCUCACACACACAACAGUGGUCCCCGGGAACCUGCUGUCUAUCACACAGCUGGGCACUGUCCCCAGAACUCACUCCACCCUGCCGUCUCUUUGCUCAGAGAUUCGGCCCAGCCCUGGUCACAUGAAGCGGCGGGCGGCAUGGGGGGCCCCCGGGAGGAGGUGUGCUGGGCCAGUGGGUAGACCCUCCCAGUUCGUGGAUGGUUUCUCCGACAGAGCCGGGAUGCUUCGGGCUGGUGACAGAGGCGGUGGAGGAGACAGCCCCGUCUGGGAUCUGGGAACACAGGAAGCGCCCAACAGGGCCUUGUAACAGGACCUCUCGGCUUCAAAGACUCCCAGGUACCAAGAUCCGCGCCUCUAACCCGCCCUAAGCCUCCCACGGUCCUCCAGGACCAUAGAGAGCAGCCGCGAAGACAGCGCCUCUCCCCUCUACUCUCCUGGGGAGCAGCGAGACGAGCGGCCGGCCAGAGAGGCCGGAAGUGAGUCCAGCCAGGGGUCGCGCUGGCCGCGUUGGCGGUGUGUCGCCUCUACUCCCUUUGUGGUAUUUUCUUGUAGGCCUCGGGAAAGACCAGGCCCCAGAUGGACCCUGGGAAGGACGAGGGAAGUCGGCCGCAGCCCUCAGGGCCGCCCACCAGGAAGAAGUUUGUUAUCCCCCUGGAGGAAGACGAGAUCCCUCCCGCAGGGGUAAGGGCCAAGCCCUUAUUCAGAUCUUCACGGAACCCCACCACAGCAACCUCAGCCCAGGCGGCCCCUCAGUCAUAUGCUGAGUAUGCCAUUGCCCAGCCUCCAGGAGGGGCUGGGGCCACAGGGCCCACAGGCUCUGAACCUGUGAAGGGAGAGAACCCCAGCCAGACCCUGAAAACAGGAGUGAAAUCCAGUAGCAUCCUCGUGAGCCCCCGGCAGAGGGGCAACCCUGUGUUGAAGUUCGUGCGCAACGUGCCCUGGGAAUUCAGUGAGGUGGUUCCUGACUAUGUGCUGGGCCAGAGCACCUGUGCCCUUUUCCUCAGCCUCCGCUACCACAACCUCCAUCCAGACUACAUCCAUGAACGGCUGCAGAGCCUGGGGAAGACCUUUGCCCUGCGUGUGCUGCUGGUCCAAGUGGAUGUGAAAGAUCCUCAGCAGGCCCUGAAGGAGCUGGCUAAGAUGUGCAUCUUAGCGGACUGCACCCUGGUCCUGGCCUGGAGCGCGGAGGAAGCCGGGCGGUACCUGGAGACCUACAAGGCUUAUGAGCAGAAGCCCGCUGACCUCCUCAUGGAGAAGCUGGAGCAGAACUUCCUGUCCCGGGCCACCGAGUGUCUGACCACCGUGAAGUCAGUCAACAAGACCGACAGCCAGACCCUCCUGGCUACGUUUGGAUCCCUCGAACAGCUCUUCACUGCGUCACGGGAGGAUCUAGCCUUGUGCCCAGGUCUGGGGCCCCAGAAGGCCCGCAGGCUCUUUGACGUCCUACACGAACCCUUCCUCAAAGUGCCCCGAUGACCCACUGCCACCGAGGCUCCAGCGUCACAAUAAAGCGUUUUCCCGGCCCAGG
Molecule: messenger RNA, 1614 nt
Organism: Peromyscus californicus insignis
Lineage: Eukaryota; Metazoa; Chordata; Mammalia; Rodentia; Cricetidae
Gene: Ercc1
Product: ERCC excision repair 1, endonuclease non-catalytic subunit
Exons: 11
Coding region: 663-1562 (299 amino acids)
Biological process (GO): meiotic mismatch repair; mitotic recombination; nucleotide-excision repair
Cellular component (GO): nucleotide-excision repair factor 1 complex; nucleus; ERCC4-ERCC1 complex
Molecular function (GO): single-stranded DNA binding; damaged DNA binding
Source: RefSeq, a predicted model, not a curated record